Molecule: messenger RNA, 2935 nt
Organism: Malaclemys terrapin pileata
Lineage: Eukaryota; Metazoa; Chordata; Testudines; Emydidae
Product: palmitoyl-protein thioesterase ABHD10, mitochondrial-like
Exons: 5
Coding region: 414-863 (149 amino acids)
Biological process (GO): protein depalmitoylation
Cellular component (GO): mitochondrion
Molecular function (GO): hydrolase activity, hydrolyzing O-glycosyl compounds; palmitoyl-(protein) hydrolase activity
Source: RefSeq, a predicted model, not a curated record
AGGAAAAGAACUCACCGAGCUCCGUGAAAGCUGCAUGUUCUGGCUGUAGGGCCGGCGGUGAGACACGGCCUCUGCCCCCGCUGGAACAAAACCACCACUGCACAACGUCACAGGCACCACCUUUGUUCUUGUCACGGGGAGCCCUGCCCCGCUUGGCUUACCACAGGCUGGCCGGUAGCAGCCCCGGCAUCGUCUUCCUCUCGGGGUUCCAGGACACCAGGGCGAACCCCAAGUGCCUGGCCCUGGAGCAGUUCUGCCAGGAGUCGGGACGGGUUUUCCUGAGCUUUGACUACACGGGCUGUGGCAGCUCGGACGGGUGUUUUGAGGAGUAUUUGAUCGGCCACUGGAAAAACGAUGUCCUAACGGUGCUGGAUGAACUCACCAGCGGGCCACAGAUCCUUGUUGGUGUCAGUAUGGGAGGCUGGCUCAUGCUCUUAGCAGCCCUGGAGCGGCCAGGGAGGGUGGCUGGGCUGGUGGCUACAGCAAUCAGGGCUGAUGUCUUCAUAACCAAGUACAGAGAGCUUCCUCCGGAGGUGAAGGGCGAAGUGGAGCAGACGGGAGUCUUUCACUACGUGAUGGCUGGGGCCAGGUCUGCGCUACUUAAGCGGGAGUUCUUUACGGAGGCGGAGGAGCACAGUGUGCUGGGGCGCCCGUCCAUCCCCAUCACCUGUCCCGUCCGGCUGCUCCACGGCAUGCAGGACCAGCUCGUACCGUGGGGCACGGCCGUGCAGGUGGCUGAGCAGCUGGAGAGCCAGGAUGUCCGCCUCACGCUGUUCAAGGACGGGCAGCAUGACCUGAAGGGAGCGGAGGAGGUGAGGGUGCUCGUGGGGACGGUCAGGGACCUGGCUGAGAGCCAGGCCUGAGAGAGAGAGACUGGCAGCAGCUGUGGGGACAGAGCCUGCUGAUGGGGCAGCAGUGACCAGACAAGAAGCCAGGACCACGGCCACGUGAACCUAGCCCCGUCUAAUCCAUUAAUGAAGAGAUUGCGUAGUGCGGGGUCCCCACGGCCCAGGGCACGCCGAAGGCCCACGCUGACCCCAUUAGCACCAGCAGGUGCUCAGAGCCUUGGCUUGCUAAUGAGCUCUUUGCAGGGGGUGAGGUGACUGCACCUGGCUUGUAGCGCUGUGAAUCUGCGAAUGGCCAGUGAAUGUGGAAAGCGGCUGCUGGGGGGAUUGGCAGCUACAGGGAUUGAACGUGGGGUCUCUGGGUCUAGACUAGAAAAAUGGCUCAACACCCUGCCCUCCCCCCUCACAAAAACACCUGAGAAAACCCAAAAAGGGCUCAGGUUUUUGAGGAAAAACCAUUAACCUUUCUUGAAAAAAUUCAGUGAUGCUGCAUUGUUGGGGGAGAACAGGCUCCGGGAAGAGGGUUGAACAUUCAACGGUCCCCCGCGGAGUUCCCAGCACUGUUCCACGGCCCAAUGCCCAUGGGUGGGGGGGGGACUGCAGGCUGUUGCCAGAAGCGCUCUCGCUGUGGGGACCAGGCUAGGAGGGGCCCGGUAGGCGCCCACACUUUUUGGGCUCCAUCAAGGCUGGCUGAAAGGGAACAAAACAGGCCAUUCUGGUCAGGAUUGGCUUUGCUCUGAGCCCGCCGCGUUAGGUCAGGCCGGCUUCACGCCCCUGGGUUGGGCGUUUCCACACACAGCGGUUGUAACGCUGUUGCUAUACAGUUGGGGGUGUUUUUGUUUUUUUUUUUUUAAACCGGUACAACCUCUCCCAUGGUGCUGUACUCCCCCACAGCAACAGUAUGCCAGUUGGCAGCAGCCACCCCCUGUGAGAACUGCGCCCAGACCUGCGGCUGGAACUAGACUGGUCCAGCUUUGGUGUAGCCAGGCCCAUGGGCGAGGACUGCAGCCAGUCGCUGCUCCAUGUUCUGGCAGGACAGCCUGUGGGGUUAGUACAUGCACAAGCGGCAGCAGCCUAGGGAACGCUAAGCUGUGACUCCUGGGGAGAGCUGAUACAGGCGCUUCCCUUCCCCUGAACUACACCCCCCCCCCCACACACACACACACCAGCCUGUUCCCUUCAGUGGGGCAGGAAAAAAGUCCCCCCCCCCCCCCCCAAGCAAGGGGCAGAACUCUCCCUACUCCCCCUUCAUUCAAAUACCCUGCAGCCACUCCUAGCUGACGGCUCACUGUCAGGAGAGGGGGCUGGACCUGGGUCUCUCUGGGCCUUGCUGUCUCAUGUCCCUGGUCAGGGUGAGGGUUUCAGCAGGGGUGUUAAUGGAGGCCAGCCAUCAGCACACGUGGAAGUUGGUCCAUUGCAGAUGGAAGGGGAAGGGCUUAGCGGCAGGUCUGACAAUGCUAGGCCUGCGGUUGAGUGGUUAACACGGAGGUACCUGGGCCCCUGCCUUCGUGGAGCAAGGAGGCAGGAGACUCGUGAGUAAAGUGCAGAUCAACUUUUUUAUUGUUUCAUUCUCUUCAUUUGAUGGCCGAACCGUUCUUAGAAAACAUGGUGCAACUUGGCUUAGUAACAGUGUACCUGGAAAGUCAAAAUAUUGUCAAUGCAUUCAAGAAACCGGAAAACUAUGGACAUUCAAGUGACACGACCCUUCUUCUGGAGUGGGAAGAGGGCGUCUUCCCCUGCAAUGACUGAGAAAGCACCAUUCUUAGCCUUUUGUUGCGUAACCAAGGCACCCCUGGGCCGUGCACCACAGAACCAUCUCUGAUAUGUUAUGUAGCUAGAACGACAGAGGACAAAGUCCCAGAGUGGAGUCCAAAUUUGAGCCUAAAUCCAAACAAUUCUAAGAUUAGAAUACAAGCUCAAACUUGCAAUGUAAACAGCCAGUGGGCUACCAGAGAAAGUUGCUUAAUGACAACCUUGACACAGAUGUGUGUUUUGACACCCCACGUUCAGUACACAUUAGCCAGGGGGAGUCCAAGACCCCACAAGUCCUUAGCAGUGGGAGGAACUAGACACAGUUAGACUGGACCUAC